CCCUCUAUGCAGUGGCAAGCCAGAGAGGAACAUUGAACGGUAGUUCUUUACACAGAGGCAGCUAGCAGAGAAUUACUCAUGUCGGUAUCAAGGACCAGGUGGCCGUUAUCUUCCAAAAAUUUCUCCACAAGAGCACUCCCCCGCACACCCGGCCAUCAAUAAAGAAGCGUCUGCUUAUCUGCAUCACAUUGGUGUCGAUAAGUUCCUAUUCCGGAUUUUCGGUAACAAGUUGGCCAGGAGCACCAGCACGUCUGGUAAGCGGAGAGGGACCCGGCACUGUGGGUGAGCACCAGCGGGAGUGGAUGGGGCUGCAGCAAAAUGCCCCCUGAGGCUUCUCCCUGCCAGCGGGGAGCACGACCCAGCAGGGUGGGUGACUCUCACUCUGGGCUGGCCACUGACCACCCAGGUUCUCCCUGCAAAUCCCAGCAUUGCCCAGGGAAAGGCAGCCAGCUGUGGGAGGCGUCACCCAGCUGCGGGUAGGCCGCGCUGCCUGGUCCCACCACGCUCCCCUCGCAGGAGACCUCUGCAAGGCGUCAGGAGUGGGGACGAGACACACGGUCAGGGGUGCGUGUGGCGGGUGACAGCUAUGUGUGCAGGUGACAAGUCAGAGGUGGCAAGAAGAAACAGUAUUUUCUUUUCUCUCCAGAUGCAGGGUCGGAAGGCGCAUUGUGACAUCACUGCGCGGUGGGCUGUGACAUCAGUGAGCGAUGGUCUGUGACGUCACAUCCCUAGUGCUUAUGUUCGGGUGCCGGCAGAGCCGUGCCCAGUCUGGCUCAUGCCUGGACACCUGCCGAGCAUGCCUGCGAGGUUUUGAGUGUCGAGCGAGGCUGCUCCUGGUGCUCGUGGUGCUUUGGGGGCUGCUGUCAGCAGCUCUCAGUGCCCGUCCCAGAGCCAUCCCCUGGGUUUCCUCGGCCCUGCCUGGGUCAGGCAGCCGGGCAUCACCGUGCUCACUUGUGGCAGCAGGGUCCAGCAUCAGUGAGUGGGAGCAGCUCCUCAUCCUCAGCUCUCCCCAACCUUCUGCAGCGUGUGAACAUGGCAACGGAGACAGAGCAGAUAUGCCCCAUCUGCCGUGACGCCCCAUGUGAUGUUGCUUUUGCGAUGCCAUGUCGCCAUCAGUUCUGCCUGCUCUGCAUCAGGCGAUGGUUAGAUCUGAAGGGAGAGUGCCCACUCUGCAGAGGACCAGUAGAGAUUAUCCAGAUUCCAAUACAGGGACCAAAUUACUGUGUAGGGUGUUUGCACCCAGAAGAGUCGCCAGAUGCCAGCAGCCAGGCAGGCACAGCUCCCAGCAGCCCCCAUGACCCUGUGGUGGCUCCCCCCCCAUCUCCAGAGCAGACACUGUCCCCAGAUGAGCAGGGGACUGCAAGGCCAGUGGCACAGCCAGUGGGUGGCAUCCCGCCCGAGGUCUGGGCAGACCUUAUCCAAGCAAAACGUCAUCUCCUCAAUCCCUUGUUGCCCUGGCUGCAUCAGGAGCUGUGGUCAAUAUGUGGGCCCCGCUGGUGGCAGGCAUGUCGUGCAGAGGCCAACGUCCUGCACACCCUGUGCGACAGCGGCCCAGUUGCAGAGGCCUUGGUGCAGGUGCUGCAGCCUGACCUUGGGGAAGACGCAGCACCUCUGGUCCAUAGCGUCAUCAAUAUCAUUGAGGACCAGUGCAGCCAGCAGGCCUGGAGGCAGCUGUUUUCCCGUGCUGUGCAGGAGGAGGAGGACGACAGCUCUGUGGCUGGCUCCCGAUCCAACAACUCCAGACCUACCAGCUCCAGCUCUACCAGCUCCAGCCCUACCUGCUCGUGGUUCAUGACUUCCAUCCUCGACCUGCCCUCUUCCACCAGCCCUGAAAUCUUCAACAGGGAGGAGGAAGAUGCCGGCACCUCGGAGGCCACCCUCUGUGGGGAUCCUGGCUGCCCCCUAUGUGCUCCUGUCCUGGCAGAGCAGGAGCAUCCUGAGGAGGAGCCGGGGCAGGCGGAGGUGGCAGGUCCCUCUGCCCAGGGCUGCAACCGCAGCCCCUCCACUCCAGGCUGCAGCAGAGACGGCUCAACUGGGAAGUCCUGGUGCCCCCCGAAGAGGAAGGCCCCCAGCCCCCAGAACUCUCCCCAGCCCUGCAAGAGGCCGCACCGCCAGCAGCACUAGCAGGGCUGCAGCAAGUCUUUAUUCAAUCAAUGAAUUGCUAUUUCUCUGACCCCGUCUCUGGGUGCUGCUUUCUCCCCCUUCUCCCAGUGCUGCUUCCUCUCCCCCGUGUCCCACCAUGGCGGCUCUCACCUGCUGGGGGGCACGGCCAUGGGCCCCCGGAGCCCCAGGCCCAUGUGGUGCCUCCUCCUGCAGAAAAUCCUGCUGCAGCCACCCACCUGCUGUGCAGCAGAUGCCGAGGGCAGAGCGGGCAGGAGAGGAAGCUGCUUUUGCCCCAGGUCCGAUGGGAACCCGACUGGGCAAUCCAAGGGCUGGGGCGAGCUGUAAACUUGCCCCUCCAGCACUUGUCUCUGCACCCCACGAAGGGUGACACAGCAGGAACCUCUCCAAGUUGGGGAGAUGUUUGUCCUGCGGGAGGUGUCUGUGCCUGUGCCGGGGCGUUUGCGUAUCUCUGCGCAGUGCUCAGUUUCGGGCAUCUCUGGAGGCAGUGAAGAGCCCGCAGUGGAAGGGAGCGACCUGCCAAGGAACAGGCUGAAUAACCCCCUGGGCUUCCCCCUUUCUCAUGCUGUUCGUGCCCAACAGCUGC
Molecule: messenger RNA, 2707 nt
Organism: Athene cunicularia (burrowing owl)
Lineage: Eukaryota; Metazoa; Chordata; Aves; Strigiformes; Strigidae
Exons: 2
Coding region: 1033-2124 (363 amino acids)
Biological process (GO): protein polyubiquitination; protein monoubiquitination
Molecular function (GO): ubiquitin protein ligase activity
Source: RefSeq, a predicted model, not a curated record